Messenger RNA from Sugiyamaella lignohabitans, 1569 nucleotides. It is a transcript of the gene HXT13, whose product is annotated as hexose transporter HXT13. Gene Ontology annotation, molecular function: carbohydrate:proton symporter activity. Bases 1 to 1569 code for a protein of 522 amino acids. The record is from RefSeq and is a predicted model, not a curated record. The transcript has a single exon. Gene Ontology annotation, biological process: transmembrane transport; carbohydrate transport. Lineage: Eukaryota; Fungi; Ascomycota; Dipodascomycetes; Dipodascales; Trichomonascaceae. Gene Ontology annotation, cellular component: membrane.
AUGAGUGAUACCAAAGAAGUACUUGAUCUCGUUCAAGAGGAAAAAACUUUAGUCGAUGUGACACCAAAACUUGAACGGUUUUGGGUGUUUUAUCCUCACAUCUUGAAACUUAACACCCUCUUAGUAGGUGCUAUUCUAGCUCAGAUUGUAUCUGGCUUUGAUGGCAGUAUGAUGAACGGUCUCCAAAGUCUUGUACCUUGGCAGCAGUUUUUCGACCAUCCUACUGGUGGUAGAUUAGGUACUAUGAGUAAUGGUGUUACUAUCGGAACACUGAUUGCUGUACCAUUUGCUAGUUUGAUGACUGAUGCUAUUGGAAGACGUUUUACUAUUAUUGUUGGCUGUAUUAUUAUAGUUAUUGGAGCUAUAUUGCAAGGAGCAGCACAAAACUUUUCCAUGUUCAUUGGUGCUAGAAUCUUACUAGGUGUCGGUGGAUGUUGGGCCUCUACUGCAGCUGGUCCUUUGCUCGCUGAAUGUGCUUACCCAACUCAACGUCCUACAGUUUCUGCAUUCUUGUUAGCGAGUUGGCCCCUUGGCUCGUUCGUCGCUGCUCUUGUUACUUGGGGUCCUUAUCGCUCGGAUCUCAAGACAAGUAACUGGAGUUGGAGAAUCCCCUCUUUGCUCCAAGGUUUUUUCCCCUUGCUUCAAAUCCUACUGGCCUUCCUUGGACCUGAGAGUCCUAGAUAUCUUAUCAGCAAAGGACGAGAGGAUGAAGCUAGAGCUUUCUUUACCAAAUAUCAUGCUGCAGGAGAUAGCGAGCACCCAGUUGUCAAGUUCCAAAUGGCUGAAAUUACUGCCGCUCUAGAGCUGGAGAAGAACGAUACCUUGUCUCUUAAGAACUAUUUGGCUUGGUUCAAGACCAAGGCAAUGCGCCACCGUCUUUUCAUUUGUAUUGUUGUCCCUGCAUUCCAACAGCUAUCUGGUAAUGCCAUUAUCUCAUACUACCUGACCCUUAUCCUCAACUCUAUCGGAAUCACUGAUUCGUUGACUCAACUAAAAAUUAACAUUGGUAUGACUACUGUAUCGCUAACAGCUGAUGUUAUCUCUGCUAUCGUCGUUAGUGCCUACAGAAGAAGAAGAUUAUUUUUAACCGGAUAUACCAGUAUGCUCUUGGUAUACAUUGUUUUUACUGUCCUCUCAGCUGAGAACCAAAGGAAGAACUUCACCGACCAUUCAUUAGCCAGUGGUGUUGUCGCGAUGAUUUUCGUUUACCAGAUCGCAUAUCAUAUUGCCGCCCCAAUUGCAAUUGCAUACAUUAUGGAAGUCUGUCCUUAUAACCAGAGAGCUACUGGUAGUAUGUUGUAUCAGUUAUCAGCUAAUGUUGUUGGCACAUUCAAUAAUUAUGUGAAUCCCAUUGCUAUGGCAGCAAUUAAUUGGCGUUAUUACAUUGUUUGGAUCUGCCAAUUGGUUUUCCAGAUUAGCAUUGUAUACUUCGUUUUCCCCGAGACUGCUGGUAAGGAUCUUGAAGAUAUUGCUGAAGUCUUCGGUGAGGUCGGUGCAAGAAGAGCCAUUGCCAACUCAGCUGGUCUUACCGAGAAGAUGGAAGCUAUUGAGCAUGUAGAGUCUGUAUAA